UUCACAUUUCACUCACUCUCGCAUUUUGCUUUCCGAAAAUCGAUUUGGUUUUUCUUCCUGUUCCCAUCAAACACAGAAAAUUAAUAAAAAGAAAUACAAAAUCCAGAGAAAUAAUAGCAAAAACCAACGAAAAUAAUCCGAAUUAGGUAUAUCAAUUAACAACUUAAAAACAUGUCUGAUUUUCGAUCAAACUCCAAUAAAAUGGACGAGCCUCCAAUGUCUCGACUUUUCAUCAUCGGCAACAAGGAAAAUACCGAAGAUGAACUUCAUGAAGUAUUUAGUAAAUUUGGUGAAGUCGAAGAUGUCUGGGUGGUUAAGGACAAAAAGACUGGCGAUAACAAAGGAAUUGCUUAUGUGAAAUUUUCCAAAACCUCGGAAGCCGCACAGGCACAAGAGGAAAUGAAUGGAAAACGUAUCGGCAAGUUGGAUCGUCCUGUUAAGGUUAUUGUUGCAGCAAACAAAAACCAAGGGCGGACAGAUAACGAACCCGACAGGUACGUUCGUCUCUUCAUAGUCGUUCCCAAAAAUGCCACCGAGGACGACAUUCGCGAGGAAUUUGAAAAAUAUGGAGAUGUGGCUUCUGUGUCUAUUAUGCAAGACCGUCAAACAGGAAAUUCAAAAGGUUUUGCUUAUGUCAAAUACGACAGCUUCUAUCAUGCCGCUCUUGCUUUUGAGAAUUGCCCAGCCAAAUACAAAGCUGUAUUUGCUGAGCCAAAAGUUUCUCGAAACCGAGAUGGUGGUGGCCGUGAUGGUCAUAGAGAUGAGUCCUUCAAUCGCAAUAACAACGAUUGGGGCAAUGGCAAUAAUAGUAGCAAUAUGAAUAAUGCCAGCAGUGAAAUGGCUUCAUUUUUGAAAAUGCAACACUCACAUGACCAACAGACGACUACUUUGGACGUAAUUUGUAGCAACAAUAUUAACCAAGAUCAGCUUUGGCGUUUGUUUGAUAUUAUACCAGGCUUGGACUAUUGCCAGAUAACUAGAGAAGAUGGUCCGAGAACGAAUGAAGCAACAGUCGCUUACAACACUCCAGAAGCUGCUGUUUAUGCAAAAGAGAAGAUCCAUGGUUUGGAGUAUCCAAUUGGCGAGAGAAUGAUUGUAAAAUUCACGGUCUCAAACUCCCGAUUGGACAGUUCCAUGAUGGAUGUUCGUGGUUCCUCGGGACGUGAUCAUAAUACAAUUUGCAGCGUUAACUUGCCACCAGCAGCUCCUUUGGCUUCUUCAGAUGCACCAGUAGCUCGCAGGCUUUUCAUUGUCCUCUCAUCGAGCAUUCCACAAGCUAUCUUGAAGAACGUGUUUUCAUGUUUCGGCAGCCUAAUUGAUGCUUACUUACUUCCCAAUCGUAAUUGUGGUUAUGUUAAAUAUGCUAAUUCAGACAGUGCUCAAAAUGCCAUUGAUACAUUGAAUGGAGUUGAGAUUUGUAGUUCCAAGAUUAAGGUCAUGGAUGCUGAAGAACCUGGUGAAAACAAUCGCAAACGAGUUCGUCGUGCUUAAACGUUUAAUUUCUAGACAGCGAAAACGAAACAUAGACAGAAAACAAGUGUUUAAUUUGACAUCAAAUAACAAGAACACCAAAACGAACAACACGGGAAAGAACUACAACAACAACAACUGAAAACGACUGAUGAAGACCAAGACCCAAACGGACCGAGACGACGCGACAUCAAUGAAAAUAACCGAAAAAUCUUAAAAUGAACAUAAAAAAAAGAAAAACAAUUAAACAUUAACUGAUUAAAUUAUUAUCAAAAAGACAUGUAUUUAUUUAAAAAUUUCAUAGCUUCUUAAAAAUUUUUCUUUUUUUAAAUACAUCAAGACAUUCAAAUAUUUAAUACAUACUGCUAAUAAAAAAACGAAGAAACAUUGUAUAAAAAAAUAAAUUCGAAAUAUUAACGAAAAAACGACACCAAACAAGAAACAUGACUCGAGAACUUGAAAUUAAUUUAUGAGUGAUUUUUUUUAAAUGAAUGACCUAGGAAUUGGUCAAAAACAAUUAUGUAUAACUUUUUAUCUACCCAAUAAAUAUUUUGAAAUAAACUA
Molecule: messenger RNA, 2034 nt
Organism: Episyrphus balteatus (marmalade hoverfly)
Lineage: Eukaryota; Metazoa; Arthropoda; Insecta; Diptera; Syrphidae
Product: RNA-binding protein 45-like
Exons: 9
Coding region: 172-1491 (439 amino acids)
Molecular function (GO): RNA binding
Source: RefSeq, a predicted model, not a curated record